Messenger RNA from Mytilus trossulus (common blue mussel), 2076 nucleotides. Its product is annotated as nephrin-like. Gene Ontology annotation, biological process: cell-cell adhesion. The record is from RefSeq and is a predicted model, not a curated record. Gene Ontology annotation, molecular function: cell adhesion molecule binding. Gene Ontology annotation, cellular component: cell-cell junction; plasma membrane. Lineage: Eukaryota; Metazoa; Mollusca; Bivalvia; Mytilida; Mytilidae. The transcript has 13 exons. The coding region runs from base 1 to 2046 and encodes 681 amino acids.
AUGACGUCCAGAAGGGAUGUAGGAACAGAAAAUAAAGAAAGAAUGUAUAAGAACAGUAAUACAACAAUUGUUUAUAUUUGUGUAGCCAUUUUAUUGAACACGUCAUCUGAAAAGGCUACUGUCGGUGUUGACUUUACUUUUACUUGUUUAACGAAUGUACGAUUCAUCUUUUUCAAAAGAGAUUUGACAAAUGAAUGUACAAUAAUCGGAGGUUAUCCAAACGGAACUUGUGACUUUGCUGGCAGCUACAACAAGAGUUAUGAAUAUUAUUGUAAUAAUAGUACUGGUGUGUACAACCUCACUUUACCCAGCUCAUUUGACAUUGAUACUCUACAUGGAAGUAAAUGGGCAUGUGCCCCAGCAUUAGAUGCCGGCCAAUCAGAAAGUAUCCAGCUCUACGUUAACGUUCCAGUAACAACAGUAACCAUCACAACUGUUCCAACAGACAAAUAUCCAAUUACAAUCAUUCCGGACGAAAAUCAAACUGUAACUGUUAACUGUAAAACAGACGCCGCACGCCCGUCAUCACAGAUACAAUGGUAUAUAUCUGGUACAAACAUUACUGGUGUAGCUACUCCUCAGGCUGAUGUUUGCAAGGCUAGUUGUAAUGGUAAAGUUAUAUCAUCGAGUGAGCUGACAUAUAGUGGACAUAUUGCUGAUAAUGGAAAUAUAUUGUACUGCACAGCUAUUAAUAUCAACGACCAGAGUGUAAGAUCAGAAAAUAAAUUAAUAAUAAUUUGGUACCCUCCAAACGACACUCCUAGUAUACAACAAAUACCAGCUGGAGGAAUCGUCCGGGGAAAUGAGAUUAAACUGAUAUGUUUAGUAACUGGAGGAAACCCACUAGCCACUUUAACAUGGGACUGUGAUGGAACUAUAUCAAAUGAAACGACAGGAACCAUUGCAUCAUAUAGUGUUACGUUUGUUGCAAAUAUGACAUCAAAUAAUAAAAUCUGCACAUGUUCAGCUUCACAUGUUGUGAUGUCGUACAAACCAAGUAUAAGUCAUCAAAUAAUUGUAUAUUACGAACCUAUAUAUUAUCCGAUUAUAAAUCAGACACCACCUGGACAUAUCAUUUCCGGUACAAAUGUUAUUUUAACAUGUGAAAUAUUAGGAGGAAACCCACUGGCUAUAUUAUCCUGGAAUUGCACAGGUGUGUCAAGAAACAACACGUCAGUGAACAAAGCAUCAUACAGUGUUGAAAUAGUUGUGAACAGAACCUUCAACAACAUGAUAUGUGCAUGUUCAGCUACACAUUAUAUUCCGUCAUUCAGACCAACUGUACUACAUAUGUUAGAUGUGUAUUUUAAACCUUUUCUAUACCACACUAUACCAUAUUCUCCUUCAAAUAUUAGUGCAACAGAAAACAAAAUGCUUCAGAUUACACUUGCAAUAAAUGCUAAUCCGAAACCAACUAUACAAUGGACAUUCAAGGUUGACACGGGAUGCAAUUCCAUUCCACUAGUCUCCAACACAACAACCAAUGGAUUUCUUACCUUGUCAUCCAUAUCUAUCGACAAAGUACGAAGUAGUGACUUCGGCGAAUACACAUUUACAGCAAAUAAUACAGUCGGAAUAUUUUUUCGCAGAUUUGAGGUCAUAAAAGAAGCAGCUUUAAAACAAGAGAUGUGUGCAUGCACAGAAGAAAGUACUGGUAUAUUUGUUGUCGGAAUAGUCACCUUAGUUGUUGGAUUGUUGAGCCUUUCAGCAUCGGUAAUAUUCAUUGCCCGGAAUAGUUUCAGGAACAAGACCAUUAAAUCUUUAAAAUCGGAUGAAUAUACUGGUGUACAGAAAGAAAACCCAGCAUUUGAAGAUGAAUACAAUACGAUACAGUCUGAAAUCGAGCCAAGACAACGUCAACCUCAAGAGCAAAGUUCUAACACUUAUGAGGAAUGUGAGAGAAAAACUGAAGCAAACCCGUACAGUAACGUGAACACAAUGAGAUCUGAAGCAAAACAUCCCCAAGGGCAUGCCAUCGGUAUUAAUACAUACGAGGAAUGUGGGAGGAAUUUUGAGGCACAUGCUUAUGAUACUUUGGACAAAUAAAAUCAGGUGAGGAAAUGCUCCCAAACUUUU